Brienomyrus brachyistius is the source of this 4283-nucleotide messenger RNA. RefSeq names its product casc3 exon junction complex subunit (gene casc3). The transcript is spliced from 13 exons. NCBI's taxonomy places the organism in Eukaryota, Metazoa, Chordata, Actinopteri, Osteoglossiformes, Mormyridae. The coding region runs from base 73 to 2382 and encodes 769 amino acids. Gene Ontology annotation, molecular function: mRNA binding. Gene Ontology annotation, biological process: mRNA processing. Gene Ontology annotation, cellular component: exon-exon junction complex. The record is from RefSeq and is a predicted model, not a curated record.
UUUCGGAUUCAACCAAAACUCCCAUGGUGCUGUGCGGUGCCUGGGAUUUUUUUCAAUCAUCUGAUUUCCAAGAUGGCGGAUAGGAGGCGACGGAAGCGCGCGUCUCAGGAUAGCGAAGAAGAGGACGAGUCUGGUUCGAGUACUGAAAGCGGGGGCUUGGGUUCUGCUCCGGGAAAAGCUGGCGUGAAUGAUGUCGAAUCUGUUGCGUUACCCAGUCCCCGCAUUCGGUCGAAAAGCGAGGAGGAGUCCGAGUGUGAGAGUGAGGAUGGCAUUGGAGAGGCUGUGUUGUCAGACUACGACAGUGCAGAUCCAGAAGAAAACUGUUCUCAAUCUGAGGGUGAAGAGGAAGAUAUUGGUGGAAAGCAGUUCAGUGAUGAAGAAGGUUCCAAGCCCCAUGCUGAGGACAGAUCUUCGGAUGAUAAACCCGGUGUAGAGCUGUUGGAGCAGGUUGUAGUUGUAGACCAGGGGGAAGAUGAUGAGGGAGACCGGGGUAAAGACGUGAAGACAGAAGACAGAGGGAACCUAGCUGGCGAGAGACAGAGUGGAGAUGGGCAGGAAAGCACUGAUGACCCAGAGAAUAAGACGAGGGGAAAGGCAAGCAAGAAGCUGGAUGAUGAUGAGGAUCGCAAGAAUCCAGCCUACAUUCCUCGGAAGGGGCUUUUCUUUGAACAUGAUGUAAGAGGGCAGGCCCAUGCCGAUGACAUACGGCCAAAGACUCGGCACAGGAAGCUUUGGAAGGAUGAAGGUCGCUGGGAGCAUGAUAAGUUUCGAGAGGAUGAGCAGGCCCCUAAGUCUCGGGAGGAGCUGAUUGCUAUGUAUGGCUACGACAUUCGCAAUGCUAAUGGCCCCAGUGAUGGUCGGCUUUAUCGUGCCCGCAAGCCCAGGUACAGCACCUCUCCGAGCAGAGUGAAGCGGUGGCGGAAUGGCGAGAAGCCAAAUCGCACGUCUUGGCCCAACGGUGGAAGCAGCACGAACUCCGCAGCCAACACCUCGCACUCAUCUGCCCAGCCGACUUCAUCUGCACCCCAUCCGUCACGGUUUCACAGUGGUGGUGGAAGAACUGUUUCGCACAGCCAGUCCCGCAGCUUUCAUGGCAGUCGACCCCUCGCAGCCUCGUACCGGGAUAAUCGCGUAAAUUAUAAAGCAUGUGAGGAGAAUCACUCCCAGCAACACAAUCAAGGAGCGUUUGGCAGGGGGGGCUAUGUACAUCAUGAGAGUGAACGGGGCUCUGGACAGCCGGCUAGGAAUGCUGAGGCAGAGUGCAGUCCGUCGGUGUUGGUGGAGGAAGAACUGUACCAUGAGGAUGAGGAGCAGCCAAGGCAGCAGCCUGGCUACUAUAACAAGCAAUCUGAGAGUGCUUCUCGUGAUAGCCCUCAGCCUCGUCGGCAGGAAGAGGAGCUGUCGGAGGCCGCUCUUCCCAGAGACGCCUCUCCUGCAGCCCCUGAAAGGACAGUGGAACGGAAAUCGUACUCCCUGGCUCGCAGGACUCGCAACAAGCUUACGGAUUUAAGCAAACAGGCUUCUUUAGAUGAUCCUGCUCCUCAGGCUUCAUCUGCCCCCCAGCAAGCCCUGCCUUCUGUCAAGAGUGAAAACUGGGAACCUCCUGCAGAUUGUUCUGGUGUUCAGGGGGGGCUCUCAGGCCUUGAUCAGGACCUGGCCAGGCUCAGCCUGGCUGGACAAAACUGGGCCCAGAGCCCUCCUUCAUACUUGCGUGCAGAGAUGAGGGGUAUUCAUAAUUCCAUGCACAUGCCCGGUGGGCCUCCCCAGUUCGGCCGCUUAGAGGAAAUUGGUGUUGGCGGUGGCCGAGCGAAGCGGUAUUCCUCUCAGCGCCAAAGACCUGUCCCUGAGCCCGCGCCGAUGCACAUCGGCAUAAUGGAAGGUCACUACUAUGACCCCAUGUCUUUUCAAGGACCAAUAUACACACACAGCGAGAGCCCCACGCCUAUGCCCCCGCAGGGCAUGCUGGUCCAACCCGAGAUGCACCUCACACACCCAGCUCAUCCUGGCCAUCCAGGUCUGCACCCUCAUCAGUCUGGUGCCGCCAUCCCCAACCCUGCGAUGUAUGCGGGGCCCCCCGUCUCCAUGUCCCCUGGGCAGCCACCCCCUCAGCAGCUGAUGGCUCCUCCAUUCUAUCCACCUCCCGGAGUCAUGGCUUUUGGAAACACAAACUUUCCCUACCCUGCUGGUGCUACCCUUCCACCAAUGUACCCAAACCCUCAAGCACAGGCCCAGGUUUAUGGUGGAGUUACAUACUAUGAUACUAUGCAACAACAAGCUCAGCCCAAGCCUUCCCCUCCACGCCGCUCCUCCCAGCCAGUCACUAUCAAGCCCCCACCUCCUGAGGGAGAGAAGAAUGGAAAGGAAAAGGACAAAAGUAGUUAGUUGAAUGGAUCACUAUUUAAGGACCAGCAAAAUGUGUGGAAGAAUUUAGGGAGUGCAUGAGACACAUUUGAACUAAGGAAGUGUGUAAUAAACAGGAAUUUACUGAAACAUCCAAUGGCGCAGUACUUUUUGUUUUGUUCUGUUCUGUUCUGCCCCUGCCAUGUCUCUGAUCCAUCCGAAUGAUAUGGAUGUGUAUUGUGGUGGUGCUGUCCAGUGAUGCAGCUGAAAAGUAGUAAAAUGAUUGCACUCAAGGCCCUUUUUUGACUUACUCUCUUGUCUCGGAAAUAUUAGAAUUUAGUGUCUGACCUACAGCUUCUUUUUAAAUGGAAAUGCUGUAAUUGAAAAAAAUUAAAUCAGACUCUUGUCUGGUAGGAGGAGAGUUUCUGUGUUAAAGUUUUGCUUGAGCAUAGUGACCACCGGUCUUGUAGAUUUCUAGGUUAUGGUGGAACUGAAGAAUGUGACCUUCAUGCAGAGCAAUGGAAUGUAUAGCCAGUAUUUUUUUUUCCUAUUGAUCCUUUCAGUUGGGGUAACAAAGUGAGACCUUAGUUGACCAGUUUGAGUGGCAUGAUGCAGAAUGCUUUAUGCUGGGGUUGUUGUCAGUGAAGUCCAGCUGUAGUGUUUCAGAUUGCAUAUCAAUGAGAUUUAAGGCUGCAUCUAUUGUAAGCUAAAGGAUUUGCAAGGGAGGUACAAUUUAAUACAUAUUAAUUUAAGACCGUUUACUACCAUCUCCGAAUCAAGCUUGGGCCACUUUAAUAUAUGAAGGAAACGUUUCAUCGAAUUUGAUUUGUCUAGGAGGAUCUUUGGGUGUCAUUUCACUUGACGCAUGGGGCCAGACUCCCUUGACUGAAAGGUUUGAUUAAUUGUGCUACAGUUUCUUUCAAGUUGAAAGCAUGGAAUUUGGAUGUUCUUUUACAAUUACAUUCCAUCACAAAUUUGUACUUAUGGUUUGGGAAACGUUGCCUAUCAGUUACACUUUGUUCUCAGAUUAAACGUUAGGUUGUUGUUUCUGUCUUGCCAUGUACUGUGAGGAAAUGAAUUUGCAUUCUGUAAAUGUUUGUCCCCUCUUCCAGCCAUGCCUCCCUCUCCACUCUUCACUAGAAACCACUUUUAAAUCUGCAGAACAUUUUUUUUAAAUAUAUAUAUCUGACAGUAAUGGAUAGAACAGUUAUUGGGUAUAAAGUACUGUAGCAACGUUGAUGGUGCUUGCUAAUUGGACAAAUAUUGUUUCUGCAUAGCCAUACAAGUGUACCAUCAGCUCAUUAACGCAUUUGUGAAUAACAUGUUAAUUUUGCCUAAAACUGGCUGAUAUUUAUUCUGCAGGGAAAUAAGUUUUGUGCAUAAAUAUAUCUGUAUACAGACCUGUGGUGCAACACCAAGGAAUUAAGUUGGCUUGUAUUCUAUGGGCGCACAAUGAUAUUGAUUCACUGUGUGAGCUAGUAUGAUGAAAUUGUGCUUUUAUUUUUGUUUUCUCUGCGGAAUGCUUUCUUUUUAAUUAAAUGCAAUUAAACUUAAUUCCAGAGUGUCAGUGUUGAAAGGCCUUGAUGCAGUGAAAGAUAUUAUGGUCGGUUAAGGCAAAGUCUAUUUAAUCAUUCAAUAAUGUACAACACUUGCAUGCUUGAAUAAAUACAUAGACUUCAACUCGACUAAAACCAGUCAUUUCCUUUAAUUUUGGUGAGCAGAAGUGUGAUCUGUAAUUUUAUUACCGUUUUUGUUAAAGAGGUGAUCGUUCUAAUAAAACAGUGUACCUUCUCUGCCUUAAUUGUCUUCUUGGUUUUACGUGUAAUUUUAACUUUCUGUAGACCAGUUAACACUGUGAGGGCUUGUUUAUUAUUGGUGUGUGGAUUUGUAAAUUUAGGUUUUUGUCUGUGGCACUGGUGGAAAAUUAAAUUUGAGUGAAAAUG